This is a messenger RNA of Gracilinanus agilis (Agile Gracile Mouse Opossum), 1239 nucleotides long. RefSeq names its product refilin-A-like. Lineage: Eukaryota; Metazoa; Chordata; Mammalia; Didelphimorphia; Didelphidae. Bases 269 to 919 code for a protein of 216 amino acids. Gene Ontology annotation, molecular function: filamin binding. The transcript has 4 exons. Gene Ontology annotation, cellular component: actin filament bundle. The record is from RefSeq and is a predicted model, not a curated record. Gene Ontology annotation, biological process: negative regulation of chondrocyte development; negative regulation of bone mineralization involved in bone maturation; skeletal system morphogenesis.
CGGAGGGAAGGUGCAGACUAGGGGCCCGGCUGAGCUGUGUCUGGGUUUCGCUGGGGCAGAGGCAGAAGCAGAGCCCCCAAGUCCCGGGCGCGGAGCCCCAGCCUCCGGCAGGCAGGCGGGCACGCACGCAGGCAGGCCGGCGGCGCCUCCCCUCCGUCUGGUCAGGCCCCGGCUCUGGCCCCCGCAGCCCGAGGAAGCAGUGGAGCAGGACGCCGCGAAGAGGGGCCCCGCGCCCCACGCUGCCGCCGGCGUGCCUCUGCCCCUAGCCAUGGUGGGCCACCUGCACUUCCAGGGCAUGGAGGACAGCCUCAAAGAGAAAAGCCGGGACGGCUUGUUGGACAGUCCCGACUCCGGGCUGCCCCCCAGCCCCAGCCCGCCCUUCUACUCCCUGAGCCCCGGCAUCAUGGACAGCCGAGCUGCAGGCAGCGGCGCCGCUGCUGAGGCCCCUGGAACCGGGCCCCGCGGGUACCCACAGGAGGCCGCAGCGGCUCCUCACCUCCUCCAGGACUCCGCCGUGCUGGAGAUGAAGCCCCGGCUGCACCCGGUGUUUUUUGGGGAAAGCAUCGAAGUGAACCCAGAGCCCGUGCAGGAAAUUCGCUGCAACUCCGAGGUCAGAUACGACUCCGAGAAACACUACCGAGAUGACAUCUUCUACAUCCCCGUCCCCACCAUCACCUCCUACAGUGAGACCAUCAUUGCCACCCCGAAUUGCACAUGGCGGAACUACAAAACCCAGCUGACCUUCGAACCCCGCCAGCGGGCCCUGCGAUUUCAGAGCACCACCAUCAUCUUCCCCAAGCACCCCAAGAACACUUACCGCACUACCCUCCACUACAGCCUGGGCUGCCCCAAGCGGUGGUUUGCGUCCAGCGUUCAGCUGGAACUGUGCGAUGACCUCCCCUACCCCGAGGAGCUCUAACAGGGCUCCUGCUUGGGACCAUGGGGGUCGGGGCGGGGGUGGGAAGCAGAGACAGACAGACAGAAGGGAACGGAAGAGAACCGUGGCCAGGAACCUCAAGGGGAGGGAGCUUAGGAAGACUGGCUGGGAGCAUGUGGCUGGGGACUGGCCUUGAAAGGAAACUAUUGGAGGGAAGUAACAGCCAGGACCUGGUCGAGAGAAGCUGCCACCAUCUGCCCCCAGGAGGGCACAUCUGGUUGUAUUGAUCUUGUUUUACUUGUGGAAGAUUAAAUAAAUAUAUCUAUUUUAUUAGCAUUUUAAAUGGAGUCCAGGCCCUUGGU